Molecule: messenger RNA, 1390 nt
Organism: Leptopilina heterotoma
Lineage: Eukaryota; Metazoa; Arthropoda; Insecta; Hymenoptera; Figitidae
Product: retinol dehydrogenase 13-like
Exons: 7
Coding region: 325-1335 (336 amino acids)
Molecular function (GO): oxidoreductase activity
Source: RefSeq, a predicted model, not a curated record
GAAAAUAGUCACGUGAUAUUCAUUCAAUAACUUUCAAUUUAUUUGAAAAAUUACCAUAUCCGGGCAUCGGCGAAAUUAUUAUAGAUUUAAAAUAAAUUAUUUCAAUUUCAUGUAAAUAUUUAAUAUUAAUUUUAUACCAAAUAGUACAGUAUUUAUUUUUCAAAUGUAAAAUUUGGGUAUUUUAGUAUUUAUCUCGCACACGAAAAAAUCAAUACUUAGCACUCAAAAAAUCCUUAUUUCGAUUCGAAUCGUCAAAGUUGAGUGAAACAAAAAUUGUCAUCUCCUGUUUUCGGCAUUUUUAUCAUUAUUAAAUUAAAAAAAAAAAUGAAUCAAGACGAAACAUUUGAAAAACAAUUGGAAGAUUUAACAAGUUUUUUGGAUUCUUAUUGGAUUUAUGUGAUUGGAAUUGGAAUUGGAAUAAUCACAGCUAUAAGAUCAUACAUGGGUGGUUCAGAAUGUCCGUCAAAGGAGAGAAUAGAUGGAAAAAUUGUCAUAAUAACUGGAGCUUCGAGUGGAAUUGGAAAAGAAACUGCAUUGGAAUUAGGAAAACGUGGAGGUCAUAUAAUACUUGCAGUGAGAGACAUUGAAUCUGGAAAUAAAGUUGCUGAAAAAAUUCGUUCUUUUCCAAAUGGACAGGCGGAAGUUAAAUAUAUUGAUCUCUCGUCAUUAAAAAGCGUUCAAGAGUUCGUUAAAAAUUUAGAAACUGAUAGAGUUGAUAUUUUAAUAAACAAUGCUGGAAUUGCAUUUCAUCCUUUUGAAAAAAGCGAGGAGGGUUUUGAAAUGCAUUUCGUUACAAAUUAUCUCAGUCAUUUUCUUUUAACGAAAUUACUUUUGGAGAAAUUGCAAAAAUCUGAUCAAGGAAGAGUGAUUAAUGUUUCCGCUCAAACCCACUCGACGCCUUCCAUUGAACUUAACGAUUUGAAUCGAGAAAAAAAUUUCACGUCCAGAGAAGCAUACGCUCAAAGUAAAUUGGCUCUUAUUCUUAUGUCUCGUCACAUGAGUUCACUACUAAAAGAUGAAACAAAUAUUACCAUCAAUUCCCUCGAUCCGGGUUUCGUGAGGGGAACCAGACACAUGAGACGAUCCUUAAUAGAUUCUACAUAUAUUCUUAAAGCAAUAAUUCAGCCGUUAGUGUGGUUGCUCUUAAAAAAUCCCAUUCAAGGAGCGCAGACUUCAAUUUUCCUCUCGGUCUCUUCUGAUUUGUCGGAUCAAACUGGAAAAUACUUCAGCGAUUGUCAAUUAAAGGAACCGGGAGAAAAUGCGAAAAAUGAUAAACAAGCCAAAGGACUUUAUGAAAAAUCGUUAAAACUUGUGGAAAAUUAUACGCACACUUGACGGAAAAAAUUGUAAAUUAAACGAAUAAAAAUAAAGAAAAGAAAAGAAAAAUAAA